Messenger RNA from Moneuplotes crassus, 416 nucleotides. The record is from the annotation of a GenBank genome assembly. Lineage: Eukaryota; Ciliophora; Spirotrichea; Euplotida; Euplotidae.
AGAAUAAAGUGUUUUAAGAAUUUAAAUUCUUUCUCUAAGAUUGUAGUAUACCACUAAUCAUGUUGUCUCCAUUGGGACAGCUCUUAAGCAAGUUGCACCCAUACCUUUGAAGAAGUAUCUCAGACCAUGCUCUUUAUAGCUCUGAUAAAAAGCCUCCCUGAUUGAUAGGUGCUGAUCUGAAUUUUGAAUAAUUGUUUUCACUAAGUCAAAGGGAUAUGUAGACAUCCAAGAAAUAACUCCUGCUAAACUUCCUAAAAUGAGCUGAUAUGACAGGGUUUUCCAAAACGAGUCAGAUUUCUUAAUAAGGUGUUUACUGCCUAUUUCAAAGAUACCAAAGUAAACUGCUCAUCCUGGCAUAUCUCUGAAGACUAAAGAAUCCUUGAUUUCUCACCAUAUUUGAAGCUAGCUUAAAAUAA